This is a messenger RNA of Theobroma cacao (cacao), 2808 nucleotides long. Its product is annotated as U-box domain-containing protein kinase family protein. Gene Ontology annotation, biological process: protein phosphorylation; protein ubiquitination. Gene Ontology annotation, molecular function: ubiquitin-protein transferase activity; protein kinase activity; ATP binding. Lineage: Eukaryota; Viridiplantae; Streptophyta; Magnoliopsida; Malvales; Malvaceae. The record is from RefSeq and is a predicted model, not a curated record.
GUCGUCAACGAUAUCUGCGACAAGGUUUCAAAAAUACGAACUUUUAACUGGAAAGGUAUCCGAAAUGAGCGUGGCUAGUGCCAGCAGCGGUGGUGCUACGCCGAAGAUGACGACCGUAGCGGUUGCCGUGAAGGGAGGAGCCUCCGGGGGAAGCGGUAGCCGACGUGCGGUUCGAUGGGCGGUGGAGAAUUUGAAAGCUGAUCGUUUCGUUUUGGUCCACGUCAUGCCAGCAGUCACCUCUGUUCCAACUCCGUCAGGAGAUCGAAUACCCAUCACGGAAAUGGACGAGAACGUUGUGGCAAUGUAUGUUCAAGAAGUGAAACUUAAGUUUGAGGAAGUGUUUAUACCAUUUAAGAAGCUAUUCAAAACAAGAAAGAUGGAAACAUUGGUGCUUGAGGAUGACAAUCCUGCUGCUGCGCUUCUAAGAUACAUUUCUGAGUUUGGGAUUAACACUUUGGUAUUGGGUUCUUAUAGUUCCAACUGUAUAACAAGGAAGCUGAAGGGUACUGGGGUACCUAUUACUGUCCUGAGGCGUGCCCCUGAUACUUGUGAUAUUCAGGUUAUAUAUAGACAAAGAAUCAUCACAAAAUCAGCUAAUCCCUUAUCGACUAGCGGGACCAGUCAUAGGCCACCAGUUUUUGCUGCUACUGGUCGAAAAGAAAGUUCCAGUGGCAUUAGUAAACAUAUAUCCGGUCCUGCUAAUGCUUCUGCAGAAUCUAAAGUGCAAAACUCCUUUGGGAUAGCAUCUUUAUCAGAGCUUAACUACCCAUAUUCAUAUGCAUUUUCAUCUGUGGGAUCUUCAACAAAUGGUAGUACUAUUAGGCAGUCCAAUUCCAUGGUUUCUGCAAAGACUGAACAGGUGAGUUUUCUUGAGCAUUUAUUAGUGGCGGUUGCAUUUUAUUUUGGUAAUUCUUCAAUUCCAUGUCUUAUCUGGAUAAGUUUUGAUAGAAUUUAUGUGGAGUUUGAUCUGCAGGCUGAAGUGGAACAUCUGCGUCUAGAAUUACAAAAUACUGUUGCCAUGUAUAAACAAGCUUGUGAAGAGCUUGUCCACACCCAGAGCAAGGUCCAAGUACUUUCUUCAGAAUGCCUUGAGGAAGCAAGAAGAGUGAAUGCUGCUCUGGAAAGAGAAGAAACUUUUAGAAAAAUUGCUGCAGAAGAGAAAGCAAAACAUAUGCAAGCAAUGAAGGAGGUUGAUGAGGCAAAAAACCUGCUUUCUAAAGAAGCUUAUGAAAGGCAGGUGGCUGAAUUCAAUGCUCUCAAAAAAUCCUUGGAGAAGCAGAAAAUUGUUGAUGCACUCUUCUGUGGAGACAAAAGGUACAGGAAAUACACCAGUGAUGAAAUUGAAGUAGCAACAGAUUUCUUCUCUGAGAGUAAUGUGAUUGGUCAGGGCGGAUAUGGGAAAGUCUAUAAAUGUAGUCUUUAUCACACUCUAGUUGCUGUUAAGGUUCUUCGACCUGAUGCGAUAGAAUGGAAAGAGGAAUUUCUGAAGGAGGUUGAAGUUCUAAGCCAGCUGCGCCAUCCACAUAUUGUUUUGCUGCUUGGAGCCUGUCCAGAGAAUGGUUGCUUGGUUUAUGAAUACUUGGAAAAUGGUAGCUUGGAUGAAUAUAUUUUCCAUCGAAACGGAAAACCUCCACUUCCUUGGUUUAUUCGGUUCCGCAUAGUUUUUGAAGUAGCUUCUGGGCUUGCAUUUUUACACAACUCAAAGCCAGAUCCUAUUGUCCAUAGAGAUUUAAAACCGGGUAAUAUAUUGUUAGAUAGAAAUUAUGUGAGCAAAAUUGGGGAUGUUGGGCUGGCUAAGCUUAUUUCAGAUGUUGUGCCUGACAACAUCACCGAGUACAGAGACUCUAUUAUUGCUGGUACUCUCUACUACAUGGACCCUGAGUAUCAGAGAACUGGCACCAUCAGACCAAAAUCAGAUCUAUAUGCUCUUGGAGUCACAACACUCCAGUUACUGACAGCUCGCCAUCCCAAUGGACUUCUACUGGCAGUUGAAAAUGCCAUUACAAAGAGCUCCUUAGCUGACAUUCUAGACAAGUCAGUUACAGAUUGGCCACUAGCUGAAACAGAAGAAUUAGCUCGAAUAGCAUUGAAGUGUUCAAAGCUAAGAUGCAGGGACAGACCAGAUCUUGACACAGAGAUUCUGCCAAUUCUCAAAAGACUUGUUGAUGUUGCAGAUGCUAGUUUAAAGUUAGAAAAGAACAAUGCAUACGCUCCAAGCCAUUACUUCUGUCCUAUCCUUCAGGAAGUGAUGGAUGACCCUCACAUUGCCGCUGAUGGUUUUACAUAUGAGCACAGAGCCAUUAAGGCGUGGCUUCAGAAACACAAUGUAUCACCAGUUACAAAGUGUAGGCUUCAGCAUUCCGUAUUGACUCCAAAUCAGACAUUACGCUCUGCCAUACAGGAGUGGAAGUCACGGGUGACAUUGUCUGGAACAUAAUUUUAAGCAGGUUGUAUGUCACGGUACCUUUUCUCGGACGCAAGAUCUUGUUUCAAGAUGAAAACAGAUUCAUUCUUCACCCCCCAACCAAAAAAAGGGGGCAUGGAACCCUUGGAGUGAGGUUGAAGGUCAGCAACUGAAUUUGUAUAUGAAGUGGAUACUGAAGGUCAAGGAUUAGUUCAAAUGUGAUUUUGCACGUUACAAUGUGUACGUAUAAAAGAUCACAAAUUCUUGUAUUAAGACCUUUCUACUGACGAACCCGUCUUUAAAAUAGACUUCAAGUCUUUACAAUGUGUAUAUAUAAAAGAUAAAAAAAUUUUAUUUCGUAUAUUAUUAGGCAUUCAUCUGGAAGUAAUUCAUGGUACAGGAUA